Messenger RNA from Bemisia tabaci, 910 nucleotides. The record is from RefSeq and is a predicted model, not a curated record. NCBI's taxonomy places the organism in Eukaryota, Metazoa, Arthropoda, Insecta, Hemiptera, Aleyrodidae.
UUCCUGGUCUUGUUUCAUUUAUCCAUCAACCACCUGUCGCUUCGCAACACAACGGUUACUGAGAUCCCGUAGAGGCGCAACUGGUCCGGUAUCUCCAGUAAAACUGAGGCAGACAGGUUUCAUAGGUUGAGACGUUCGGACAAGCAUCUGCACGGAUAUAACAGAACCUUGAGGAGAUAUCCACUUAGUGACGGUUGGUAGAUUGGCUGUUGAGCACACGUUUGGUGAAACCGGAGGCAAGGUAGCCCCAUUCGAUCCGCUUCAUAACAGAGGAGGGUCAACGCUCACUACUGUAGUAUGCGGUGGUCCCAGUCGUUACCCUGUCUUCUUCUCCUCGCCGUCUUCUCAUUUUUCUUCGUCCUCGUAAAGGCUGAUGACGUCGUCAUUCAAAAAAGAGCAUAUAAUCAAGAGCUAGAAGAGGCAGUGUACGACCCAAAAAAGAAGAAACCCUUCUGCAAUGCUUUCACAGGGUGCGGGAGGAAACGGUCCGACGAGUCGAUGCCCCUGAUAGAUCUGAACGCUGAGCCAGUCGAGGAGAUAAGUAGGCAGAUCCUCUCCGAGGCCAAACUCUGGGAGGCCAUCCAAGAGGCCAGGCUCGAGCUCCUCAAGAAGCAUGCUGCCCUUGAAAAGUUGCAGAACGCAAGAUUGGAAGCGAAGGGCCUGCCGUUCACGAUGAUGCGACGUCGACGAACAAGCUAUAAGCCGUAUUAAGAACUCUAUUUUCUAUCUUCAUAACUGUCUAAAUGUCUUGAAUUUUGUCUUGAUUUUGUUCUCCCAUUCAUACUCAUCUCACGAAACCUCAUCGUACGAGCGCCAUAUAAAAUAUUGCGAGAUACAAGUAAAAACCCGACACAUCUCACGGGACAAAGAUUUUUACAUCAUUUCGAAGUAAAUAAUAAGAAACAGUAAA